AUGCAUCACCCACCGUCACCUUACCUCCUCCUCCUAUUCCCCCGUCGAUCAUAUACCCACACCGUCUCCAUUGAUCCCCCACCCCCACCCCCCUCUCACACCACCUUACCCUCUCUCUCUACCUCUCUCAUGGGGAACAAGCCGGCGUGCAUGUCGCUGGCGCCCGCGCCGGGCUCGGCGUCGGCGUCGGCGUCGAGCGGCGGAGGAUGCAAGGUGAUCCACGCGGACGGGCGNGUGACGCGGCUGGCGCGGCCGGUGCGGGCGUCGGAGCUCAUGCUGGACCACCCGGGCAAGUUCGUGUGCGACGCGUGCCGCCUCGCCGUCGGCUGCCGCGUGCCGGGCGUGGCCGCCGACGAGCUCCUCCAGCCGCGCCGCGCCUACUUCCUCCUCCCCAUGGACAUGCUCUACUCCGUGCUCACCGACGACGAGAUGGCCGCGCUCGCCGCCGCCUCCCACGGCGCCGCCACGGCCGCCACCGCCGCGUGGCGGAGGAUCGUGGUCACCACCACCAGACGGCGACGGGGCGGCGGCCGCGGCGCCGCCUCCAGGCAGAGCAAUGGCGACGCCGGCAGGGUGUUCCCGGUCGUCGGCCUGCUGCAGCUCCAGGAUGCCCCCGCCGGGCACUCCACGAGCGGCGCCGGGGUCAAGUCGAGCGGGGCCGCCGUCGGGCUGAGGCGGCUCCGGUCGUGGCGGCCGGUGCUGGACACCAUCGAGGAGGCGCCGUGA
This is a messenger RNA of Triticum turgidum subsp. durum (durum wheat), 726 nucleotides long. The record is from the annotation of a GenBank genome assembly. NCBI's taxonomy places the organism in Eukaryota, Viridiplantae, Streptophyta, Magnoliopsida, Poales, Poaceae.